CUUACUGUCUCUAUCAAACUCUCCAACCCGCCGUCAUCGCCGUCUUUUGCCUGGAGCUGCGGCUGUUUUUGUUUUUCCUCGAGUCGUUGUGUGCCGUGUAGCCGCCGCCAGCCACCCCGUCGUAGUAGCUUCCCCGCCAUUGGAUUGGGCAUACGACAGGGCCAGAGCUUCAGCCUCGUCGCCAACAACGUCUGCCUCCUCUACGAGCUGCACCGUCCGAUAACCCACAACCAUGGCGGACCCCUCAGCGAGCGGAGACUUGAACCUCACCCCGGAGGAGAAGCGCGUCUUCCAGCACCUCUUCCAGCAGGCCGACACAGAGAAGCUCGGCGUCAUCACAGGCGAGAUUGCCGUCAAGUUCUUCGAGCGCACAAAGCUGGCCCCGGCUGUCCUGGGCGAGAUAUGGCAGAUUGCAGACACGGAGAACCGCGGUCUGUUGACCAUGGCCGGCUUCUGCCAGGUCCUGCGUCUCAUCGGGCACUACCAGGCCGGCAGAGACCCGUCGCCAGAGCUCGCCUUCAGACCUGCGCCGCUCCCCAAGUUCGAGGGCCUGUCUAUCCCUGCGGCGCCUCCUGCAGCCCCCGUUUUCACUGCUCAGCCGACGAGCUCCAUACAACCGCAGGUGAGCGGCAGCGGCCCCAUCCGCGUGCCUCCACUGGUACCCGCCAAAGCUUCCGAGUAUGCCGGCCUGUUUGAGAAGUCAGGGGCUGUCAAUGGCGUACUAUCCGGUGAAAACGCAAAGGAGAUCUUUGAAAAGGCCAGGCUACCAAACGAGGUCCUCGGCCGCAUCUGGAACCUCUCAGACACAGAACAGCGUGGAGCUCUCAAUGUUACAGAAUUCAUCAUCGCCAUGCAUCUGUUGGCAUCGUACCGAACCGGGAACAUGAAGGCUCUCCCGACAACACUACCCCCCGGGCUCUACGAGGCAGCUUCUCGAAGAGGCGCGCUUCCCCCACCACCAGGGCGUCCAGACCAGGUAGCCGCCAUUCCUCGCCAGUUCAGCGGCCAAAACGUACCAAGGAACCAAAGUCCUUUGUCGCGGCCUCCAUAUGCUCCGCCCCAGCCAGUACCAGUAACUGGGAGCGAUUGGCUAAUCAGCUCGCAAGAGAAAGCUUCGUACGAUAACCUCUUCAAGGGGGUUGACACAAUGGGUCGUGGAUUUAUAACUGGAGAACAGGCAGUACGAUUCUUUAGCGACUCGGGGUUGCCAGAAGAUAUCCUAGCCGGUAUCUGGGAUCUCGCCGACAUCAACUCCGAGGGGCAGCUUUCGAAGGACGAAUUCGCGGUGGCCAUGUAUCUGAUUCGACAACAGAGGAAGGGUGAUCAGCUCCCUACUACAUUGCCGCCUAGCCUCAUCCCUCCGAGCCUACGAACGGCGGCCAACCAAGCAGUGCCAAUGCCAAGUUCUGCUCCCGAACCAGCACCUCCAACCAUCCGUGCGCCACAGCCCAAGUCUGCUGCCGAUGAUCUGUUUGGCCUAGACGCCUUCUCCGCUCCUGCUCCUGCUCCUCAACAAGCACCACUUUCUACUGGUGGCUCAGGUGUGUUUGGCAAGCCAUUCGACAACGAUCCAUUCUCCAGCAAGGCUGCUUCGCCAACCUCUCCGCACCCAUUCCAGCCGGCACCACGAAACCCCGCUGCCACUUUCAAGCCUUUCUUGCCGAGUUCUUCGUUUGGGCAGACACUCACGGCACAUUCGACUGGCCAGUCAGGAACAUCGGGUGUACAGUCACGCGCAAACCCACCAUCAGCCAUGGACGACUUGUUGGGUGGUGAAAGUGACCCUGAGAUCAACAAGAAGUUGACCCAGGAUUCAACUGAGCUGGCCAACAUGUCAAACCAGAUGACCACACUGCGAAACCAGAUGCAGGAAGUGCAGAACAAGAAAGGCGCGACGGAGAGCGAUGUGAACAGCGUGACUACUCAGAAGCGUGAUCUUGAGCUCCGCUUGUCGCAGUUCAAGACACAGUAUGAACAAGAAGUGAAGGCUGUGAAGACACUGGAGGAUAGACUCGCAAGCUCACGCAACGAGACCCGGAAGUUGCAGCAGGAUCUUGCUAUGAUUGAGGGAAGUUAUCAAGACCUGCAAAACCAACACCGCGAAGUUGGAGGCGCUCUCGAAGCUGACCAGCGCGAGAACAACAACUUGAAGGAGCGCAUCCGACAGCUCAACGCCGAGAUCGCGCAACUACGUCCGCAGCUUGACAAGAUGAGAUCGGAUGCGAGACAACAGAAGGGUAUGGUGGCAAUCAACAAGAAACAGCUCGUCACAAAUGAAGGUGAACGCGAGAAGAUCAAGAACGAGAUGAGCGACUUGAGCAAACCUACGGAGGAGGGAUUCCGUAGCCCACAAGGCCAGAUGUCAACAGUUGCCAGCCCUGCCGCCUCCACGACAAGCCAGAGCACCAAUCCUUUCUUCCGCAAAUCGCCUCAGCCAGUUUCAGAGAACACAAUGUCGCCCUCAGGGUUUGCUCCUCGUGACGGCCCUCACAAGGACUUUGACAGUGUUUUUGGAUCCUUCACAGCUCCUCAGAGCCACCCACCUCCGGUUUCAUUCCGUUCGGAUAGCCAUAGUCAGGUGCCCACCUUUUCUGCUCCCUCUGGCCAGUCUGUUCGCUCCUCUGAGGGGCCUGACGUUCCAACCCCCUCAACUUCACCUCCACUCUCGUCUUACCAGGAGUCUCCGCGUGCUGGAGAAAUGUCAGCCCCAUCCGAAUCUCGCCAAUUUGGGCCUUCGUUCCUGCCUUUGAGGGAUGCCCCGCGAUCUGACUCGUUCAGCUCUUCUGUCAGGGCUACCGGACCUUCUAACAGAUAUGGCGGGCCAGGCAAUCUGACACCUACGAUGUCGCAAGCCUCUCCUGCUAGCACUCCAGUGCCUGAGAAGGCUUCUCUCGAGCGAAGUGAGCCUGCGCGCACAGAGGCGGAUGGAUUCAACGGUUUCAACUUUGACAGGAACUUCUCGGCAUCUCCAGUAGCUAGUGUUACCAGUGACACACGCUCAAUUUCGAAGCCGGAGGAACGCAAAGACCCGUACGCCAGCUUUGGGGCUCCAUCGGUUCCAGUGGAUAUUCCUGGAGCUUUCCCACUAGAGACCCCAACACCUCUCCAGCAGAUGCAGACAGGGGAGAGCCAUCUGAGCAACCAGAGCAAGAACACCAACCGCACCGAUCUCUUCGGAGGUACCCCAAGUGAACAGUCCCGAUCAGGCGGCAAGGUCGAUUUCGACGCUGCCUUUGCUGGCUUGGGUGCCAGUCGUCCUAACACAUCCUCUGCAUCUGGACCAGCCCUCAAUGCGGAUGGCUCGACCAGGUUCAACAAGGAGUUUCCUCCUAUCGAAGACCUCGCUCAUGACGACGACAGUGAUAGCAACGAUGGUCAAGGUUUUGCAGACAACUUCACUUCCACGUCUCCCAAUCAGAAACGCUCCAGUGUCGGUGAAAAGCGACAGUCUCAGCAACAGCGACCAGGUACCGCUUCUUCCGAUGAGCUUUACAGGGCGCCUCCUCCUACUACUCGUCUGGACUCGAACCUGGGUGGACUGCCUUCUCCAAGCGCGCAAAAGUCCCCGCCGUCGUACGACUCGGCCGUCAGCCCGCACCGAACCAGCUCGAACCAGUUCCCACCUGAGUUCGGCGGUCUUCUUCCGUCACGCGAGAUUGCCAACUCGCCACCUGCUAUGCAAUCUCCAGAGAAAUUGUUCAGUCCUUCAGGUGGCCACGGUGCCGCUCUGUUUGGUGGUUCUUCCUCGAAGUCGAUGACAACAUCGCCGCCGCCUUCAGACAUUCCUCUGCCUUCCGAUAACUAUCAUUCCGCGAUGUCCUAUGGAUCCAAUGACACAAACAAGGGACCUUCGCCAUCCUCCAACAUUCCCCAGCUCGGCCGAUCUGCUUUCAACGACGACUUUGACGCUGGCUUUGACGACCUGACUGAGGCUAAAGAAGACGACAAGGCUGAUGAUGACUUCAUGUUCUCCUCGCAGCGCAGCGAGGGACUGGAUGAAUUCAACCCCGUGUUUGACUCACCAGCAGCAUCAAAGGCAAACACGAUGGCUUCACAACAGACCCCCACCGGAAAGCAACGCGGCGACGAUAGCUUUAGCGACUUCGAGCACCUGUCGCAGAGUUUCGGACAACCUCAAGGCCCACAGCCUGCUGCUUCUCAAGACUGGGAUGCUAUCUUCUCCAACUUCGAGCCCUCCCAGACCGACAAGAACUCUCAGCAAACGUCAAACGACUUUGGCAAGUCCGUCUUCGAUGACCUUGACAAGGAGGAAGCUUCCUCUUCAUCGUUGAAGGCGCCUCAGAUGCCCCAGCUCGGCCGCGCUAUCAGCUCAGGAACGGAGCACGAUGACCCUAUCUUGAAGAAGUUGACCGGUAUGGGGUUCGCACGUAACGAUGCUCUGUCCGCACUCGAGCAGUUCGACUACGAUAUCAACAAGGCCACGGAUUAUCUGUCGGCAAACCACUCCACGCAUGAUGCGUUCUAAACUCAAUCUCUGCUCCAGCUUGCAGAAUCUUGCGAAUGUGACAGCUACGAGAAGAUCUAGUUGCGAACUCCGGAUCAACCAGGUCAAUCUAGCGCAACACACAGUAUCUUGGAUGGAUUUCUUGUACGAGUACAACUUUGCAGCAUGGCUUGCCCAUUUUCAUACCCUUGAGCGUUGAUCUGUUAUCUCGAGCAACGUUAUCAGCUGCGUCAACGGCGGCAGCGCCCUUCGUUCCUUUGACUUUUCCUUGUAGUAUUGUAUUUGUUUGAAAUCAGUUUGGUGGUAGGUGGUGGAUUGGCACGAUUCAGCGUCUGCACUUACAUUGCAAAUAAUUAAUCGUUUUGUUCUUGCCUAAUACGCGAUCCUUGCUAGUGUUUGUAUGGUAGACGUUGAUGCAAACGGCCUACGCCCACAUGUGCCAACUUCGGGGAUGUCGCCACAAUAACGCGUAC
This is a messenger RNA of Dothidotthia symphoricarpi CBS 119687, 4938 nucleotides long. RefSeq lists its product as uncharacterized. Gene Ontology annotation, cellular component: cytoplasm; plasma membrane. Bases 233 to 4486 code for a protein of 1417 amino acids. Lineage: Eukaryota; Fungi; Ascomycota; Dothideomycetes; Pleosporales; Dothidotthiaceae. Gene Ontology annotation, biological process: endocytosis; endosomal transport. The transcript is spliced from 5 exons. Gene Ontology annotation, molecular function: calcium ion binding; protein binding. The record is from RefSeq and is a predicted model, not a curated record.